This is a messenger RNA of Dromaius novaehollandiae (emu), 2516 nucleotides long. It is a transcript of the gene SERHL2, whose product is annotated as serine hydrolase like 2. Lineage: Eukaryota; Metazoa; Chordata; Aves; Casuariiformes; Dromaiidae. The record is from RefSeq and is a predicted model, not a curated record. The transcript is spliced from 12 exons. Bases 889 to 1800 code for a protein of 303 amino acids.
UCCCCUGGAGUCUCAUACAGUGCCACAAGGGCUAAAGGAAACACAGCCCUGCACAUCUUGCCCUCCAAGGGGAAGGGGAAAAUGCAGAGGAGGAUGGAGACAGCCAGCUACCUACACAGUCAGCAGGCUGCUGUGUAAGUCACUGGCCACGCCACCCCCCCCCCCCCAUAGCUCCUGCCUGCCCGGGGCACUGAAGGAGAGCGCUUGCAGGAGCUGGGUCAGGAGGGGGAGGCUCCAGGACCUGCAAGAGGAGGUGGAGGCUGUGAUGGAUUUACCCAGUUGUGUAGGCAAAGGGAUUUCAAAGCGUGGAGCAGCAGACAGGUUGGCUUGCUGCAACUGGGGGAAGGGAGGUCAUGAGGAAAGUAAGUAGGAGUGAAGCUGUGAAGGGUCACGGGUCUGCCAGGAUCUUCCUUCUGCGGGAAGGGAGCGUGAAGGAGUAACUGUGGGGAGGACAGGCCAAGCCAGGCAUUUCCUCAGUCAGCCUUACACCAGGGAGGCCCAGUCUGCAAGCGCGGCACCAGGGCGAGGGGAGGUCGUGCCGGCUCAUCUGUGCUGGCUCCAGGAGCCUGCGCAGCCCAGCGCAGUUGGCAGCACAGGGAAAUGCUGCUCCUAUGGGAGGCAGCGCUGUCAGGCCACCCCAACCCAGGAGCUGGGUGGCUGCUGCAGAGGAGGGGGUGGUGGAGGACUCCCUGCUAACCUUUGUCCCCUCCACCUGAGGGGACAGCCAGAGCUGGCUUUGCAAGUGCAGCGCUCACACGCUGUCCUGGAUCUCCUGCAGGAUCUUCACGCGCUGCUCCACGAGCUCUGGGCCAUUCACAAGCUCCCUGGGACCAGCUCUGAGCACGUGGCUCUCCGGGCACGUCGCUUGCAGGCAGCCUACUUCUAGGAAUGUUCUCAGAGGUGAAGUUCCCUGUGCCUUGGGGCCACGUGGCAGCCAAGGCCUGGGGUCCCCCGCAAGGGCACCCCGUGCUGUGCUUGCAUGGCUGGCUUGACAAUGCCAACACCUUCGACAGGCUCAUCCCACUGCUGCCCACAGAUCACCGUUACGUGGCGAUGGAUUUUUCUGGCCACGGCCUGUCGUCCCAUCGACCUGCAGGCUUGCCCUACCACUUUCUGGAUUACGUGAGUGAGGUGUGCCGGGUGGCAGGAGCCUUGCAGUGGAGACGGUUCACCUUGAUGGGUCACAGUAUGGGUGGCUCUGUGGCAGGAAUGUUCUGCUUCCUUUAUCCUGAGAUGGUGGAUAAGCUGAUUCUGCUGGAAAAUGUUGGCUUUCUGCCAGCUCCAGAGGAAACUGAGGAGUGGCUGAAAUCAAAACGGAUGGUGAUUGACACAUUACUGAGUCUAGAGGCGAAGCAGCAACCUCCCAAAGCACGUAACCCCGAAGCAGCAUUGCAGAGGCUCUUAGAAGUAAACGGACAUCUGACAGCAGAGAGUGGGGCAAUCCUACUGCAGCGAGGAGCCACUGUGACGCCCGCUGGACUGGUGUAUAACAGAGACGUGAGAGUCCAUACGCAGAGUCAAGAGUCUCUCGCCAUGGAGCAGUAUGUGAAACUCCUGCAGAAGAUCCAGGCCCCCAUUCUCACCAUCAUAGCACAGGAUGGACUCCUGAGUCCACACAAGCAAUACAGAAGAAACAGCUUUGUGAAACUGCUAUGGGAGACAGCCACGUCUGUCCUGAAAGAGCACAGCCAGCUAGUAGAGGUGCCUGGGAGCCAUUUUGUACAUCUGAAUGAGCCCGAGGUGGUGUCUGGGAUCAUCAGCAACUUCCUGACAGAACAGGACACCACAGCCAGGCUCUAGACAGGGUCUCUGUAGCAGCAGUCCAGGAGGACAGGGAGCUAAGGAGCAGGCUCUGGAGCAACUCACAGCAUUCCUGCCUCUUGUUCAACAUCAAUUUCAUGAUCAUCUUUCCUAAACUUAGCUUACUGCAGUGGUGGAAGCAGGUCCACUGUGGUUCCCUGGAGGAGAGCUGAGCAAAGUGUCUCAGUUGUCAAAGGGAGAAAUAAUCCUCCUUCCUUUCCAGCUCUAGGAGCGCAGGGAUAGCCCCCAGGAACCCUCAUGCAGAAGGAAGUAGCCUUCCACUUGCUCCUUCCUAACUUCUGCAUCCUGGAAUGGAGCAGGAAUACAGACACAGGCAUUCUUUGUGGAAGCAACAGUGACAAAAGUUGUAGUAUUGCAAGAGAUACAUGGCUCCUUCUCACCUCCUCUCUGAGGAUGGUGCAGCCAAUCUCCUCUCAGGGUCAGAUCCAUUGAAAAAACAGUGAGGUGUUCUGCUUCUCUGCAUGGGUGCCUGAGCUCAGAGGGCCUCAGCAUCUAAGUUCUACUGGCAGAGCUGCUGCCUUUUUUAAACCAGCUUAAAUGAGAAGUCACUUGGGCAUGGAAGGCCAUUUCGAAGAACUCCUAGGGUAUGAGUCAUUAAUCCUCCAGCCAAAGCAGCUGGGAGGACUAUUAGCAAUGGGAAAAUUGGUAGAGAUGAUUUCUGUUCCUCUAAAUAAAGAUUGAUUUCUCAGUGCUAA